AUGGGUGAGGAAGUAGUGGGUGAUCACAUGGGUGUGGUUGGUUAACCGUUUCUCCACUAGCCUUGCACACAAGUGACACACAGAGGAGAGCGCUGUGGAUGAUGAAGCUGCGGAUACAUCUCUGGACUCGGGCACCUCGCAGGAUGGAUACAAAGAUGACUUUGGUUUACUUGAGCAUUUUCCUGUUUGUGAUGUUAAGAGUGUCAAGGGCCCAAACACCUGCACCUGCAACUGCACCCACACCAACAGAUGCAAAGCAGGCUGAAUCGACAUUUACAGUAAACACUGGAGAAGCACUGGAAAAGAGAACAACUAGAGAUAUUAACAGCUCCCUGGAAACUAUACCUGAAAAACCCACAAACCAGCAAGCAAACGUCUCCCUCAGUGUUACCACAUCACGAAUAGAGACUUCAGCAGCUUCAAGUACAAAAGCAACAAGUCAACCAAAGCUCACAUCAACUUCAGCACCUGCAGUGAAAACCAACCCUUCUGCACCCGAGAAAACCAUCGAGUGGAAGUCAGAGUGGGACAAAGAUUUCACCUAUGAUUAUAAGUCCCUGAGUUAUGCUGGACUGGUCAUUGCAGCAGUGCUGUUCGUCUUUGGCAUAUUGGUCAUUACCUGCGGAAAGUUCAAUCGGCUGCCCAAAUGCCGCAAGAGGUCAACAAAGUCAUACCGGGUAGCCCAAGGAUAAGGAGAGCGCACGUAUGAAUCCAGUAACCAAAGAAAACAGCUGCAAGAAAACAACCAGGAAUCCAUCAAUAGAAAAACACCUGACAGUCUGUGUGUGCGUGAAUGUGGACUGACACACUGCUUAGCAACUGUCAUAGAAAAACAAUAAAUAAACUUGGAAAUCAUGAUUCAUGCUGACAAGUAAAAAAAGUGGAACCAUCAUCGGGUUCAUCAUGGUCAACUAUUUCAAUAGUUGGCAAGAAAAAUUCCUUUAAAAAGUUAAGUGAUUAUUUAUCCGGGACAAUAAUGAAUAGAUGAAUCCCACUUUAAUCAAACCUUCAGCCAUGAAGCAGGCUGGUUUCUAAUGACCUUUGCAUCUUGUAACUAAUGCCAUAGCCACGGGCAGUGUCUCACAGCUCGGAUUUAUUAUUAAAGGUUAUGAGGAAUAA
Molecule: messenger RNA, 1119 nt
Organism: Pundamilia nyererei
Lineage: Eukaryota; Metazoa; Chordata; Actinopteri; Cichliformes; Cichlidae
Gene: fxyd5
Product: FXYD domain containing ion transport regulator 5
Exons: 10
Coding region: 99-692 (197 amino acids)
Biological process (GO): regulation of sodium ion transmembrane transporter activity
Cellular component (GO): membrane
Molecular function (GO): sodium channel regulator activity
Source: RefSeq, a predicted model, not a curated record